Molecule: messenger RNA, 9067 nt
Organism: Nilaparvata lugens (brown planthopper)
Lineage: Eukaryota; Metazoa; Arthropoda; Insecta; Hemiptera; Delphacidae
Product: aryl hydrocarbon receptor nuclear translocator homolog
Exons: 13
Coding region: 277-2970 (897 amino acids)
Biological process (GO): regulation of transcription by RNA polymerase II
Cellular component (GO): cytoplasm; transcription regulator complex; nucleus
Molecular function (GO): DNA-binding transcription factor activity, RNA polymerase II-specific; protein dimerization activity; RNA polymerase II cis-regulatory region sequence-specific DNA binding
Source: RefSeq, a predicted model, not a curated record
GCACUCAGUCAGCGGAUAGACAGUGAUCAGUGAGCAAGUGUGUAGUUUGUCGCUUAUCAACGUGAAUUCGCCAACUAUCGGUUCCACUCCACAAAUCCACCGGUUUUGUUGUCAAGUUAUCACUUACACCAUCAAACAGUCUUGUCAAGUUAUCAGCUCCAACUCCAUCAACCAGUGUUCAUUCUACAAACUCAGUUGUUGCCCCGACAUGUAGACGACGACAUUCUUUGCCCGAUCGUCUAUAAGUUACAAACUCCUCCACUAACCAUCCCUACAAUGGUCGACUGUUGUCCUCAACAGACCCCGAUGUACCACAACGGUCACACCUACACUCAGCAACAGGCCAUCGCUCUGCAGCAAUACUACCAACAACAACAGCAACAACACUACCACAACAACUACAGUCCCUCUUCGUCGAGCAGCUCGAGUAGCUCUCAUGGCUACCCGUCGCCCCCUGACCAGGACUACCAGCGCCGCUUGAAUGCCUACUGUGGCUUCAACAAUGAUCCCUUGAACAGGAACAACGGGUAUGUGCCGCCCUACAACAACUAUCAACUGGACAACAACCGGGUCUACGAUCAGAGCCGCUAUCAACAACAGCACAUGCACCACCACAUGUACCGGCAACAUGGCCAUGCAUACUAUCAUGGUCACGAUACUCAACUCACCAGCAGCAGUUCGAACCCGGUGCGCGAGUCGCGGAAUAGGGCGGAGAAGAACCGGCGCGACAAGAUGCUGCGUUCUGUGCACGAGCUGGGGCGCAUUGUGCCCCUCGUGUCGCUGGCUUCGGCCGCCAACAAGCGCACUGACCGCACCGGCAUACUCAGGCUCACCGCCUCAUUCAUACGCAUCGAAACACAACUGAAGCCGGGACUUCUCAAGCUGCUGCAGCCCAAUAUUAAGAGCUUUGACUGGGAAAAGUUUCUGCUGGAGAGUCUGGAGUCAGUCUUGCUAGUGGUUUCUGGAAGUGGAAAGAUUGUGUUCGUGUCUAACACUGUAAAAGAUCUCCUUGGUCAUGACCCGCUGGACAUGUUGGGUCGUCAACUGACCGAUUACACCCAGAAGAACGACUGCGAUGAACUCAACAAACAGCUAAAGAUCAAUCCGGACGAAAACACUUCGGGCUACACGGCUGCAGAAGUGGCAGCGAGCGAUGAUUCGUCAGACUCGUCGUCACAGUGCAGCGGCGGGGGGGCAUUGAUGCGGCCACUGGCAGGCGCCCAGGCGGCCGGCCUCGAGGACGAGGUGUGUCUGCCGCGCUCCUUUUUGCUGCGCCUCAGUCGCGGACCCAAGCCACCCUCCAAGGCCGCCAAGAACGAGAAGCUCGACUAUCAGCUGGUGCAUGUCAACGGCCAUCUGCGCCUCUCCACGCGGCCCGACCCUGCCGCCCGGCAGCUCGCCAAGCGCAACCGCACCCAACAACAAUACACGGAGAACGACGUAUUCCUUGUGGCGCUUGUGCGGCCGGUGAAGGAGCGCAUCCUGACGCUGGGUGAGUUCAACGUGCGGGAGGAGUACAUCACCCGGCACCACAUCGACGGCCGCAUCAUCUACACCGAUCACCGCAUCUCGAUGGUGGCCGGCUAUCUGCCCGGCGAGGUCACUGGCAUGCCCGGCUUCAAGUACAUGCACAAGGAUGACGUCAUGUGGACCAUGAUUGCAUUGCAACAGAUGUUCUGUGGUGGUAAACGGAUUGGAAACAGUUGUUACAAAAUGCUAACAAAGAAUGGAAAGUUCAUCUUCAUGAGAACACACGGCUAUAUCGAGUUGGCUGACGAUGGAGAAACAAUCCAAUCAUUUGUCUGCAUAAACACGGUCGUAUCGCAACAGGAGUUUGAAAAACUGAACAAAGAGAUGAAAGAAAACUUUUCACCUGUUAUGAAUCAGAGGCGAAAAGAGAUCUCCAAUACUGAGCGGGGAAGGAAGGAAGCUACUCCGAACGUGGUGGAGCCGAACCCAUUGGCGCCCGAGGUUGAGGACCCGGUUCAGCUGCAGAAGUACAUCAAGAACCUGCUGGUUGAAGGCAUUCCGUCGGUGCCGAGCACCCUGGACACGCCCGAGGACUGCAAGGAGAUCGAGAACUUCAUGAACGUGGUGACCAAGAACAUCCCGCCGGUGUCCUACCUCAACCAGCAGAUGAACCUGAAUCCGCCGGUGGUGAAGGUGGUGAAGAGCGACGACAAGCAGAGCAGCCAGGGUCCGCCACCGCCACUGCCACCGCCCCCGCCUGCUGAGCCCAUCAACCAAAGCGUCACCAUCAAAAUGCAGCAGCAGCGGCCGUCUGUGCUCAGGAGGAUCGUUAGCACCAGGGAGCCGACGACCUCCUACGAGGGAUGUUCAGUGAGCAAGCGCAUGCGCACAGAGGUGCCAGUGCAGGAGACGCGCGCCACAGUGCUGUGCCAGACACCAAAGCCACCCCCCUCCCCUCAGCUCGCCCCUGCCUCUACCACCGCACCGCCCUUGCCGAUCUUGCCGCCCCUUUCGCCACCCAUGGACUACGCGGGGGCGGACAGCGCCGACCUCAAGCUAUUCCUGAACGCCGCCGCCUCCGACUACCCGUGUCCCUUCGAGGAGGCCACCAGCCUCGGCGAGUUGGUCGCCACCGAGCCACCCUGGCUGCACACGCCCACCAACCAAGAGUACGAGGCUUUGCAGCUUGUUGAGGGUCUGACCAAGACUCAGUCCCAUUUGGAGUUGCGCUUGCAAAGGCAGACACAGUCUCUGACUGAAAUCACCGAAAAUCUCGACAUGAUUCAGCCAAGUGACCUGGAUGACAGCGACAUCUCCACUAUAGCUCGGCUCAGAGAUCUCACUGAAACAACCACUCAGCAACUUUCAGAACAGGAAGUUACUCUGAGAGAUCUGCAGAGGGAUACUCAGCACAUAUUCCUCGAAGGUCACAACUACCCAGUCAGAGCCGAUGCCGGAGAUCUCCAAUUCUUGAACAAUGUAGAUGACAAGUACCUGUAACUCCUCAACCUUUUUUAUCACGUUUCUUUCAGUUGCUAUAUUUAGUUGUUUCCUUAGUAUGUUGUUUUAGCACUGUAGUGGGUUACAUCCCAGAUUCAGUUGAUAUUUUACAAUUGAUUUACCAUUGGAACGAGAAUAAUUUUCGUGGCUCAACAUUGUGAGGAACCUGAGUUGUUAGACGACAUUUCUGUUGAAAUUAUUAUUACUUUCGAUUUGCAAAAAUCAUUGUUAAACUAAAACUUUUUACCAAUUCCAGCUUUAAGAACAUCAGUUUUAGGUGAAUUAAUAUUUAGGACUCACUGUUUUCAAUGUACUGUACUUGAAAACACUAAUUAUUUGUUCAAUAAUGUGCUCACUAAUCUAUGGUCUGAUUUGCGACUGAAGCUUCAAUGAAUCAAUAACAGUGAUAGAAAUAUAGUGCAAUACUUUUCAAGUGAAGUAAACUAUUCAAAAUCCUUCUAGUCAACAUAUUUCGACUCUCUCUACUCAUUGUAUCAAAUUUUAAAGUUGAUUGAAACUUUGAACUGUUCAGAAUUUUGCAUAAAAACUUUACUCUGAUUUAUAUCACGAUAUACAAGUGUUACAAGUUUAUAUCACUUGUGUUACAAGUUUGUGUUUCUUGAAUGGUUCCAAAAUUUCUUAAAUAACUCAAUAUUAUUCGUUACAAGUGUCAAUUGAGUGGAAUAUUUCUAAUUAAUUUAUUAAUUCAAGCCAUCUAAAUUCAAAAUUUAUAGUUUUAAUGUUUAUUUUGGACUAAAAUUUUAUAAAAAUUGUACAUUUUAUAAAAUGUAUUUUAUAAAAAUUUUAACCUUAUCUUGGACUUUGUCACUUAUAAAUUUGGAAGAAAAAUAGCACAAGGACUACCUUAUUAUUUUAUCUUUCAAUGUUAUCACAUUAGUGUCAUUUGCAUUGUAAAUAAAUAAAAAAAAUAAAAUAAAAUACAUUUUUGGAUAUUGAUGGAUGGAUGGACUCAUUAUUUACAUUGGAUAUUAUCAUAUUAUUCACGUUGGAUAUUAUCAUAGACUUAUUAUUCACAUCUUUAUUCAAUCUGCUUUAAAUCUAGGUUCCUUACAAUGUUGCAUGAACAAAUUUUUGAGAUUGUUUUAGCUUAAAAUCAUGAUAUUGAGACUAACUUUCUAUAAAUUUAUUGUUACAACAAGCACUAGAAAAUUCAAGUCAACUUGAUCAUAAGUAAAAUGUUACACUUCUUAUCUUAUAUAAAAGUCUUUUCUUAUACAAGUACUGCUGACUGAGAAAUUUCUGUGUUCCGUGUAAUAUUUUUUCUAUAAAUUGAUUUAUGUGUUUUUUAAAGUAUCUCGUUAAGCAAGUUUUAUGUAUUCACUUGAACAUACCUUUUGAGUAGGCUCUCAUAUUUUAAUUUAUUUUUAUGAGUUUUUCAAACUAGUUGUUAUUGUUCCAAUGAAUUCUUUGUCAUCGUAUCAAUUGUUUGGAAUAAUUGAAUUUUUAUCCAGAGUUUUAUGUGACAUAACUUUUUAGCUUUUUAAGUAACACUCUUGUUAUUCCAGUUAUCUCAAGCCAUAGGCCUACUUGACUCAAGUGGAAAGUAGAAAAGCAUAAUCUACUUUCGGGACUAGUAUAAUAUUAUGAAUGAAAAUCCGAGGAGGGACAGUCUGUUGAUCCUCCCUCAAUAAUUUUAACUGAUAAUUGUGUGUCAUUGAAUCAAUAAACGAAUUAUGAAAUUGAAAAGCCUGUAGGAUAGUUAGACCAAUAUUUGAGUGUUCCAUUCGAAUUGAAGCUUUCAAAAAUAUUAUUCUCCUCGAAUGUAAACCUGAAAAUAACCUGAGAAGUGAAUUUGACGUAAGUAAUUUUAUGUAAAAUUUCAGCUAUUCAUAAUCUGUGAAAGAAAGUAUAAGAUUUAUAAAGUAUGAUAUUAGUAGUUAUACCUUUUCUGAUAUUUUCAACAAUGAGCAAGUCUGGUGGGAAAAUUGGAACUGUAAUAGAAAUAUGUUGUCUCAAAAUAGUUCUAUUGAAUUGUAAAUGUUCAUUUCCAUUUUAGAAAUGGAAAACCAAUUAAUUUAUUCGAAGACGCUGGCCUAAUGCCCUGGUUACCAAGGUGUUCCAAGGGGUCACCAAGGGUGACCAAGUAUUGGUCCAUAAAGCUUACAUUCAGUAACGUACUUCAAGAACUUAAAGUCUUACAACGUUUUGAGAGGAAUAGUGUUAUUAACCUGAAAAUGUUGGUUAAUCAAUUCAAUAGAAUUCAUUAUCAUCUUUUCCAUCACCCAUACACAAGUUUAUUAUAACUGAUUUGGGCAGCAUAAAUUCCAACAAACUUUGGAAUGGAAUACCAACUAAAGACCUUAAAGAGAUAAGGUCUAUAAUACCAACUUUAGGUCUUUAAGGUAUUUGUUUCCAACUAUCUCAUGACAAUGCUCAUAAUUAUUUAAUUAAUACUUUCUAAACACAUGAUUUUGAAUUAUUACUUAUACUUUUUCAACAUUAUUUAAACCCCCUUCUAAACUCAGUCGUUUGUGAUUUAUGAUAUUACCAUAUUAUAUUACUGAUUUUGAUAUUAAAUUACAUUUUGUGAUUACUGAUAUUAUUAAUAUUAUAUUUCAGUUAUCUUCAUUACUCUUGUUUAAUUUCAUGAUUAUAAAUCCAUUCAGUGUAUCUUGUUUCAUUAGGGUGAAGUUCAACUGCUUGAAUCACCAAAAAUUCGCCCUAUCUAAGAUCAUGUUCAGUAUGAUAUUAAUAGUGUAAAUAUGUGAUUUAAUAAUCAAUGUAUAUUUAAUACUAUGUGUUUUGUUUGGAAAAGAUUUGUUUAGUUUUUGAAACGUCAAGACUGUGGAAAUGAAUUAUUGUGUCUAGCGAAAUUGUUAUCCUGUAAGCUAUAAGCAGUUCAAUAUAAAUAUUUCUUGUUUUGUUUGGUUUAUGAGUAAUACUUUCAGAAUGAAUAUUCUAUGUGAGGUACUGUUUAAUAUUUAUGUGUAAAUAUGGGCUGGAGGCGAGAGAAAAAACAAUAUUGGAUGUUUAUUCGUUCUCAUCUUGUUUCAUUUUUUUAAAUAAAUAAUAAAUCACAGUAACAUAAUAGAAAUGGUGUAUGUUGAAAUAUAUAAAUAUGUAUGCUUACAUCAUUAUACUCAAUGUUAAUCUAAAUAUAUUGUUAUUAUAGCUAGCUUCUAUUGAACAAUUAUGUAUACCAGAAAAUGUAAUGAAUAGAUUUUAUAAAAUUUCAUAAAUUUUAUCAAUUUUAUAUAAGUAAAGAGUUUAACAACAAACUAUACAACUUAAAACUAAUAAAUGGUUCCAUGUAUUGGUUUACCACUCAACCAUUUCUAUUAUUCAUAUUUUAGACUCCAAAAGAUCAAUCAUUUGAAACAGAAUUUUCAAGACAUUGCCUAAAUGAAACAUGAGGUUUUUGUAAAUAGCACUUUCAAAGGUUUUGAUUGCUUUGUAAUUUCUGUAUAUACACUUAAUGAUAAUUGUAUAAUGUAAAUAAGAAUUGUACUGUAUUACUAUUAUUAUCAUCAAAGAAAAUAUUUAGGAAAACCCAUUUGCAUUAUCAACUGGACAUCGGAAAUUGAUGUAAACUGCUCUAUUGCUUUUUGAUAGAAUUUGGUCUUGAAUACUCUAUAGUUUAGAUGGGAUAAAUAGGUUUAAUAUAAAGUAAUAAUAUAGGCUUCAAAAGUGUAUGUUGCCACAAGUAUCGUUAGAAUUCCUGAUCAAUGAAUGUUUGUCAUUAUAGCAACAUACAUAUAUUUUGUAAGUGUCUGGCCAUAAUAAUCUGAUCUAAAAUAAUGUAGUCAAUGUUUCGGAAAAUGAGUGGAUAAGUUUACUAUAAUGAUAAUUAUGUGUUAUUGUAUCCCCAGCAAUGAAUACUCCAUUUUAAAGCAAACCUUGGAAUUAUGAGCAAGAUUCAUGUGAAAUCCCUUAUGUCUCCACUGUACUCUACCCUUGAGCGUCGUAAAAAUUGACUUGUAAUUCUUGUGCAGUAAAUUGUGACAAUCUGUCAUUUUUUACCAUAUUGAUUAUACUUGAGAGUUUAUGAAGUUCGAAUUUGAAUCGAAACUCAAUUUAUUGUAGUCUUACUGUUGGAGAAUGCUUCAUUAAUGUGUAUUUUUUCAAAUACUGAUAAUCUUUAAAAUUAAGUUCUAUUGUUUUUUGCCAACAACAGACAGAUUUAUUUAGUUCUUCACUGAAGUUCAGCUCAAUGUGGAAAGCAAUAGGAAGGUUAGCAUCUUCCUACCUGUUACCUUACUUGAAUUAUUCAAAUAACUUUGACGAUUUUUAUUUGAGAAGUGUUGAACGAGAACUGUAUGUAGUAUUGCUGUUUAAAGAAAGUAUAGAUAAAAUUCUAAGGCUCUAAAACAUGCCUAUUCACCUAAAAGUUCAAGGUGAAUGAACUAGAUUUUUGAGAAAUUGAAGUGUAUGAUUCUUAUUGAAAUUAUUGCUAUCUAUAAACUUCAAACUAAAAGAUUUUUCGGUUAAAUUUGGAUACCACAUUCCGGUAUUUCAUCGAAAUAUCCUUUUUCUAUCUUCAAUAUGAUAAUUUAUAUUUCUAUUCCCUGUAUUACUUGAACCUAUGUUAAAAAUUUAAUAGUGGUUCGUGAUCUAAAUAUAAUGUUGAACUAUUGAUAUAUUAUAUAAAUAUUGUUUCAUUAAAAUAAAAUUUAGUCAAAUUCCAUUAUUUCGUAAAUUUCAGUAAAUCGUGCGUAAUAAAUUUUUCCAUAAAAAAAUAUUCGAUUUAAAAAUAACAGUAUCUUCAUUUUAUUAAUUCAACUCAUAAUGAAAAUUGUUUAUUUUUAGUUGGUUAUACAAUCUUGAAAAUAUUUAUUGAACAAUUUCAAAAUGUAUCCCCACAUGCAGCAUCCACUAAUAUUGUGUAUGGGAUGAAAGAAUUUAAAAUUAUAUAAACAUUUAAAGUGCUCAAGCUAAUGUGUUCAUAAUUCUUGAGUAAAACGGCAGUUGAAUAAACUUAAUUUUAAGCUUUAUCUUUUUAUACCUUUGAGAAAAUAUUAGAAUAAUUUUUUUAAUGUACUCGUACAAUAACAUUGAAAUUAAACCACUAAUAAUAAGUAACUAAGGUUAUCCUGUUGUUCAAACUUGAAUAUUCAUCUUAAUGCUAUCCACUUUGAAAAAAAAUUGAGAGAGAGGUAAUUUAAAAAUAAUUUUCAGCUCUGUAAAAUUAAUUGAAUUUGUAUUUUCAAUAGUUCCCAUUUGUACGAUCUUGGCUUAUUCUUUCGUUUACUAAAUUAAACUCAAUUUGGAGCAUUACAUUUGAACUACUAGACUGGAAAAUUUUAACUUGAGAAUCAAGUUUGAUUUCAAGGUCAUCGGAGUCCUACUCCACCAAAUCAGUAAUACCAAUUACAAUUAUAAAAGAAGAAUAACUUAAAGUAGUAGUAUUCAAUGGAAUAUCUGUCUGUGACUUGCGCUAAGAUUAUGAUGAAGAUUUAUCAUUUCUCUCUCAACCUUCUAAUAGGCUCGAUUGUUUUUUUUUAUGAAUUACAAAUACAAAUAUUUAUCAAUGCUGCACUGAAAACUAAGAAUAUCUUGUAAUUUUUACUUUUUGUAGUUCUACAUGCUAAGAUUCAUUAAAUCUUCUAGAUUUUGUUUUUUCUAUUCGGAUGGAGAAGAUGAGUUUUAUCUUCAGUUUCAAUUAUUCUGUUUAUUCUAAAAUAAUGUUCUAUCUGACAAUUGUUGAAUAAUUGAGAUAUGAACUUCCUUCUUCGAUCGAACUUUGAUUCUGUCAUACAUUAUUAAAUGCAGUAUGUAAAUCUUCAGAUUAACUACCUAUUCAAUUUAAGAAGUAGAUAGAAAUAAGUGUAAUGUUAUGCAAUCCCUCCUACCUUUGGUAACUUUGAUUUCUUCAAUAUUAUUAUAAUCAAACUCAAUUAUUUUUAUUUCUUGGACUCUGUUAUAUUUGCAUGCUGUUUGGUAAUAAUUAAAAUAACUAACUGAAUCUGUACUUUGUCUUUGAUUGUUAUGUGUAAAACUAAUUGUGUAAAUUACUUUUUUAUAGUUUAUGUUAUAUCCAUUUUAUAUAAUUUUAGGUACCAUUGUAAGACUGAUGAAAACGUAAUUGUAUAUCAUGUAGAUGUUGAAAUGUAUAAUUAAAUAGAAAUGAAUUUGUGAA